Nicotiana attenuata is the source of this 677-nucleotide messenger RNA. RefSeq lists its product as uncharacterized. Lineage: Eukaryota; Viridiplantae; Streptophyta; Magnoliopsida; Solanales; Solanaceae. Gene Ontology annotation, molecular function: calcium ion binding. The coding region runs from base 212 to 523 and encodes 103 amino acids. The transcript has 2 exons. The record is from RefSeq and is a predicted model, not a curated record.
AAGUCCAAAAGUAAAUGAUGCCUAUCAAACUUUAUAGUUAAUUGAUUCCCUAGCACUUGAAAUGUUUGUGCAAAUUUAACAGCCAGCAGAGGAUAGUCCACUACUAUCUUUCAUCAAAGAACUCGAAGCUACAAAAACAAGACAUCGUAUAUAUUUGUAAAUGUCUCUGCAAUUUUAAUUUGCUUUUCGUUAUAGAGCCAAAGGAGAACAUAUGGCAAUAAUGAGUUGUUUCGAGCUUCCAGUGCAGCAGCCAAAUAGGGAUAUGUCAGUGCAAGAAUUCAAGGUGUGGAUUACGCAAUUCGACAUGGAUCAUGACAAGCGUAUUAGCCGCGAAGAACUAACUGAGGCACUUCAGAAUCUACACAUAUGGUUCAGCUCAUGGAAGGCUCGUCAAGUUAUGAAAACUGCUGAUACUGACCAUACAGGUUUUAUUGAUAACAAAAAAGAAGUGGAGAAACUGAUAGCCUCACCAAGGGAUAAAACGCUUUUUAUCAAGAAAACUUCAUUUGGAGGGCUCGAAUGAAACUCAAACCUCUAAUUAAGGGUUGAGGGAUCCUAACCAUCGUAUCAUAGUUCUCGUGGUUGAUGUGAUGUUGUUAUCUAUGUAGCGUUGUUGCUCGUUAUGUACAUCAAUAAAGUGACAAAUUGUAAUAGUUAACUCACACGGUUAUUGUCAC